Molecule: messenger RNA, 1111 nt
Organism: Gossypium raimondii (Peruvian cotton)
Lineage: Eukaryota; Viridiplantae; Streptophyta; Magnoliopsida; Malvales; Malvaceae
Product: polyadenylate-binding protein 2
Exons: 6
Coding region: 142-726 (194 amino acids)
Molecular function (GO): RNA binding
Source: RefSeq, a predicted model, not a curated record
AAACGAAAUAUCCCUAGCAAAGACCAAAGAGAGAAAAUAUCAGCUAAAGGAUCUGACACUGGAAGAAAGUAUAUUUAGCUAUAACGGGGAAAAGCGAAAAGGCUGCUUUCUAACCUUCUAUUUUGAAAAGAGAGAGGGAGGAUGGAAGGAGACGAUGUAGUCAUGGCAGCGCCGGAAUCCACUGAAGCUGACCUCGAUGACAUGAAAAGAAGGUUGAAAGAGAUGGAGGAUGAAGCCGCUGCUCUUCGUGACAUGCAAGCUAAGGUCGAGAAGGAGAUGGGUUCCGUACAAGAUCCUGCUGCUGCUGCUACAUCUCAGGCUAAUCGAGAGGAAGUAGAUUCCCGAUCAAUCUUUGUUGGCAAUGUGGAUUAUUCAUGUACACCCGAGGAAGUUCAACAGCAUUUUCAGUCUUGUGGGACUGUAAAUAGGGUUACUAUCCGUACUGAUAAAUAUGGCCAGCCAAAGGGUUAUGCUUACGUGGAGUUCCUUGAAGCUGAGGCUGUUCAAGAGGCUCUUCUUUUAAAUGAAUCUGAACUGCAUGGCAGGCAGUUGAAGGUUACUGCUAAGCGGACCAAUAUACCUGGGAUGAAACAAUAUCGGCCACGCCGGUCCAACCCUUUUAUGCAACCCAGGGACCCAUUUAUGGCUCCAUAUUUCUUUUCUCCUUAUGGAUAUGGGAAGGUUCCAAGGUUGAGAAUGGCAACACGAUAUAGCCCCUAUUAUUAGACAUCAAGGGCCAUACUAUUAGCUCCAAAUACUUUUGAUCGAUGGGGAAAGUUUGUGAGGGAAUUUUUUUAUUGUAAUCAAUUUGGUUGAUGUGCCAGAACUAUGCAAGAAUUUUGGUCUAGUUUUAUUGGUGGUGAAUUAUGCAACUAUCUUUCUUGCACUGCCCAUGUUGCCUCUCCUAACAUUAAUGCAUUUCCAUUUAUGUUGAGCUGGCCAGUGCCUGUAUUGUUUUCUAAGUUCCUUAGGUCAUUUGAAGUUUUUAAUCGGUACCUGUUAAGAAUUAAGUGUUAGUUAUGAACCCUAAGCUUAGCUCAGUUGAUUCUUGUAAUCAUUUUUUUUAAAGAAAAGGAACGAUAUUUAAAGUGUGUUUGGUUGGUUGUAGUAA